Molecule: messenger RNA, 2105 nt
Organism: Panicum virgatum (switchgrass)
Lineage: Eukaryota; Viridiplantae; Streptophyta; Magnoliopsida; Poales; Poaceae
Exons: 3
Coding region: 999-1922 (307 amino acids)
Molecular function (GO): protein dimerization activity
Source: RefSeq, a predicted model, not a curated record
AGCAUUAUGUGGAUCUGCAAUGGGCUAUGUUUUUCUACGAGGCGGGCAUAGCAAUCCAUGCAGCUGCUGCAAGACAGUUUGAGGUUGCACUUGAGGCCACAACACAAUAUGGUUCUGGAUAUGUGCCUCCUUCUGAACACAUGCUCAGGGAGCCAUUGCUUUGGGAGUGUGUCAAGCUGACAAGUAACAUGAGGGUUGACCAUGAACGAGCAUGGAAGCAUUAUGGCUGCACACUUAUGUCAGAUGGUUGGACCGACAAGAGAGGGUGUCACUUGAUCAACUUUCUUGUGAAUAGCCCAGAGGGGACUUAUUUUUUGGAGUCAAUUGAUGCAUCAGGUGAAGUACAUGAUGCCUAUUUGCUAGCUGAUCUAUUGGAGGAAAGAAUUGAGCAGAUUGGAAAAGAGUGGUUCAAGUUGUCACUGAUAAUGGUGCUAACUACAAGGCAGCAGGCAAGCUUCUAAUGGAUAGGAUUCCUACACUGUUUUGGAGUCCUUGUGCUACACAUUGCCUGGAUCUUAUGUUGGAGGACAUAGGGAAUUUGAAGGAAUUUAAGAAGACUAUUACACGUGCUAGGGGGUCACCAAUUUCAUUUAUAGGCAUGGGAGAAUUCUUAGUGCAAUGAGGGAGAAGACAAAUGGUAAAGAAAUUGUGAGACCUGGUGCUACUCGAUUUGCCACUGCAUAUCUUUUUUUGAAGAGCUUGUAUACGCUCAAGGAUCCAUUGAAGGCCUUAUUUGUUUGUGACAUAUGGACUACCAGCAAGUUAGCAAAAACUAAUGCUGGGAAAAAAACACAUGACACUAUGCUCUCUACUGAAUUCUGGAACUUAGUUGAAGAUUGCCUUGGAGCUUCAGCCCCACUGCUUAUUGUGCUAAGGGCUGUUGAUGGUGAUGAGAAGCCGGCAAUGCCAGAGGUUGCUGCACUAAUGGCUGAAGCAAAGGAAAAGAUAAAGCUAAGUUUUGCCACUCAAAACAAGUCAGGGCUGCUCAAAAAAAAAUCAUGGGAAUUAUUGAGAAACAUUGGUUGAACCAAAUGGAUCAUCCAUUGUAUGGGGAUGCGCUGUAUUUGAAUCCAGGAAAAUUGUUUCCCCUCAUAAAAGCUGAUGAUGAUGAAACUGUUGGGCAGCUAAGGGCUUGCUUCCUUAAAGUGCUUCGAAGAAUGGUACCGGAGAGGGAAAUUCGGAACAAGAUCAAUGAUCAAGCCAUGGACUAUGAGUGUCAAAGAGGAGAUGCAUUUUCAGAUGAAAUGGCUAUAGAAAACAUUGAAUCAAAGAGCCCUCUUGAUUGGUGGCGUUCCUAUGGUGGCUUGGCCAUUGACUUGCAAAGGUUUGCUAGGCGUGUUGUUGGUCUAUGUGCUUCCUCAGCUGGCUGCGAGCAAAAUUUGAGUACCUUUGAACAAAUCCAUACAAAGAAAAGGAACCGGCUGCUACAUAAGAGAUUGAAUGCCAUUGUCUUCAUUUCAUACAACCGCAAGAUGAAAACUAGAUUUCAAAUGUUGCGUCAGAAGAAGAAAAACAUUGAUCUUUUGGUCAUUUCAUAUUUUGAUUGGGACAAUGAAUGGGCUGAUUCGUUGCAUGUACCUCCUCAAGGUCAUCGUGGCUGUGAGUUGGAUGAUGGUCUCACAUGGAACCUUGUUGAUGAAGUUGUUGGAGCAUCAGAAGCACUUCGUGGUCGCAAUCUUCCUAGGACAGCUCAUAGAAACAACCAUGGUGAGCCAAUCACUUACAGGAAACGUGCAAGAAGUUCUGCUACAAUUGUUGAAGAUAAUGAAGAUGAACACAUGGGUUCAGAGAAUGAAGAAGAGGAAGAGCUUCAAGAUCCAUAUGAUGAUGUAGAUGUCACCGGUGAUGAGGAUUCUCCCUCCAAUGAUGCUGAAGAAAACAGAGAUGCUGCUAACUCCAAUGAAUUUGAUGAUGGAUAUUGAGAGCUGAGAGAUGAGAAUUGAGAGAUUUAGACUAAUGCAUGAUGCUUUUGCCUUGUGCCCUACUUAUUAUCUUUUAUUCUGUAAUGUGGUCCAAAACUGUGGACGGGGACCUAUUAAUCAUGUCCACUAGAUUCUAAGCUUGUGGACUGAAGUACUGAACUAAUGAUAUUAGUUAUAUUGUCA